UUUUUUAUUUCAUAAAUAUUUUUAUAUACUUUAUUAUAUAAAAUUCAUGCGAAAUUUAUUAUAUAAAGAUUUGAAUAGAAUAAAAGUACAUAGUGUUAGCCUAAAAUGCUGCAGCAUCAAAUAUACAAGCCUGACACAUUUUUAUAUUUUGCAUAUGGCAGCAAUAUGUUCUCCUUUAGGAUUCAUAUGAAUAAUCCAAGUGCAGAGUUUGUUUGCACAGCACGAGCAGAUAAUUAUAGAUUAGAUUUCAUUAAGUAUUCAAAGUUUUGGGGAGGCCCUACUGCAACUCUGGUGCCCACUGCCAAUGCCCACGUUUGGGGAGUGAUAUGGCGGUUGGGUGUCCAACAUUUGGAACAUCUUGAUGAACAAGAAGGGGUAGAAAGGAAAAUUUACUAUUCAAAACAUAUCGAAGUCUUAACAUCCUACAUGGGCAGUUUUAAAUGUCGCAUAUACAUACACAAAGUGAAUCCGUUGCCGAGAGGCGACAACGACGAAAUACCGGCCGAAAGGUGGCCUUCGUGGACGUACAAGGAAAUAAUAAUCCUCGGUGCUAUGGAGCAUGAGCUACCAGAGUAUUACAUUCUCAACUUAGAGAAGUUGCAACACAAUGGAGAUAAGGGAUGUUUUAAAAUGUACGCCCUUUUGUUGAAAUUCGUUAAAGAAAAACCUUGUAUUUGCGAUGUCCCGAAGAAAAAGGACAAGCCCCAGAUAUGGAUUUCCGACAAACUUCAGAAAAAAUCUUAAGAUUAUAAAGGGGAUGCAAUA
Molecule: messenger RNA, 765 nt
Organism: Bicyclus anynana (squinting bush brown)
Lineage: Eukaryota; Metazoa; Arthropoda; Insecta; Lepidoptera; Nymphalidae
Product: gamma-glutamylcyclotransferase-like
Exons: 4
Coding region: 106-744 (212 amino acids)
Molecular function (GO): gamma-glutamylcyclotransferase activity
Source: RefSeq, a predicted model, not a curated record